AUCAUGUACGAAUUAAUUUAUAAUCAUACGUUGUAACUAAAGUUCCUUUAAUAUUUUUAAACCUGCAUGUGUUUGUGUAGUUUACAAAUAGAUUUGAAUUUUUAGCGCGUUUCGUUAUCGUUCAUUGUCGCUAUAAUCACAAACUGCAAAUGGCCACGGGUACAAUUCACGUAGUCUCAGAAAUGCGAUAUCAAGCGGGAUCUUAUUUUGUAUGCAAAAUAGCAUCGUCAACGAUGAUAGGGCAAUAGUGAUCAUUGCUACGAGUAUAUUUCUAUAAAAGGAAAGUUACUCGCGAUUUUCUUAAGGUCGCGCAAUUAAGUUUUCCGCGGGAAAACAAUGUCUGGAUAUCGAAGAGUGAAUUAUUACGAACUGUGCAGAUUGUGUACUAGCAGUGAGGGAAAUAAAAUGAACAUUUUCCGGGAGGAAGGUCGUAGACGGCAACUUCAAACAAAGAUUCAAACAUGUUUACCGAUACAGGUUCUUGAAGAGGAUUCUUUGCCAAAAAUUGUUUGCCAUGAGUGUGUAAAGAAAUUGGAAAAUUUCAUUGAGUUUAGAGAAACUGUUGUUAAUGCAGAAGGUAUGCUAGAAUCAUAUUUUACUUCAUUAAGAUUCUCUGAAGAUUUCCUAAAAGAGGGUAAGGUUUACGUAAAGAGUACAGAGAAAGAUAGAUCUGCAACACCUGACAAUGAAAUGUUAAAGUCCAUGGAAAAGGUAACAUCCUCUGCAGGAAAUCAACUAGUUAAUAAUGAUCAACAAAUACAGCAUCAGCAACCUGUUGUUGUUAGCAACAUAAAUACUUCAAAUAUUCAAAUUAUCAGUGGAGUUCAAGCUAGAGUUCAACAAUAUAAAUGUGCUAUGCAGAUGCAACCUGGGGGUAUGGCAGCUGCCGUAGUAGAAGCAACUGCAGAAACACACUAUAGUUAUCAGCAACAAACCUCGCAGCAAGUAUCGCCUCAACAAUCAAAUGAAACACAAAAUCAAAUAAAUGAUCAACAAAGUCCAAACUCACAAAUUCAACAAGUGCAAAGUCAAAUUCAAAAUCAUAAUCCUAUAAAUCAACAAAUACAACCACAAAGACAAAUAUCUCAGCAACCGAAUCAAACACAGGUUAGUCAGCAGCAGCAGCAACAGCCACAAAAUCAAUCACAAAUAACACAACAGAUUCAACAGUUACAAAGACAGCAAAGAGAGUACGAAAAGCAACACAGACAGCUUCAACAAAUUGAAAAGCAACAAGUACAGAUUUCCUCGCAACAAGAAUUUCCUGUAAAGCAAGAAUCUCAAACUCAAGUAGUACAUCAAAAUAAUAAUAUUGUUUUAAAGGCAGAUUCGAAUCCUAAACAAAAUCAGCAAAUUAUCCAAAAAGUACAAUCUGAAACUCAAAAAGAUGAAGGUACAGUGCAAAACGUACAAAACGUACAAAAUUAUACGACCGUACAAGGCGCGCCAGAAGUAUUUUUAAAUUUGGGAUUUAAAGACACACCUUUAGUUACACAAACUGUUCGAGAGGAGGGAAAGGAAUUUAAAGAUUAUAACAAAUCAGACGAUUCAAUGUCUCGUAACUCGAUCGGGCAGAUAUCAGAGUUUCUGAGAAUUAAAUCAGGACCUGAACCGACCUCGUUAAUCACAGUGAAUCCUCAAGUUAUAUCGCAAACUCAUAGGGAUAGUACUUGUAAGGGUUGUGGUAAAAUUUUCUCCUCUAUAAGUCAACUGAAUAGUCACAGUUGCUCUGUUCAAAAUCUUUUAAGUGAAACAUCUGACGGUAGUGCUAUCAAAGAAGAUAAUUUACAAACUAGUACCAAUUCCUUCAGUUGUGACGUUUGUGGUAAACCGUUUAAGCGGAAAGAACAUCUUUACCAGCAUAGAAAAUUACAUACCGGUGAACGUCCUUAUGUGUGUACUACAUGUACUAAAGCAUUUAGUCGCAAAGAACAUUUAGUUAGACACUCUGUGUCGCAUACAGGCGAAAAGAUGCAUGACUGUGAAAUGUGCGGUAAAAGCUUCUCUCGUAAGGACAAUCUUCACAAACAUCGUAAAACGCAUGGUGUAUCUGGCCCGUAUAUUUGUGAAGUUUGUGGGAAAUCAUUUGUGGUCAAGCAUUAUUAUUCGAUGCAUUUAGCAGCUCAUGCAUCGUCGGCUAUCGCGGAUGAUGUAAAUUGUCAGGUUCCGUUACCAUUCAAGUGUGAUAUCUGUCACAAGGGAUUCUCUGUAAAACAAAGUCUCGACACUCACAAGCUUCGGCAUAGACCUAAGAAUAGGAAUAAUAAUAAUCCUGCCCAGAAUGCUGCGAAUGGCCAUCAACCACAGCAACAGCAGCAGCAGCAGCAGCAACAACAGUCACAACAACAGCAACAGACGCAACAAUCUAAUACUACAAACAAUGUUAACAUAGUUGCUAAUUCUGGAAAUUUAAAUAGUACCAAUGGACAACCUAAUAGUGGAUCAACGGUUGAAAUGCAAAGUGUUAUUGAAAGAAAUGAACAAUCAAAUGGUUCAUUCAAUAACCAAUAUCAUAGUAAUAUGCAAGAGUUUCAAUGAGAUAAGGGGAAGCGUGUCUAUUAUGUUCUCUUGCCGAAUGGUAACAAUCAUAAGAUUGUCGUUGUGUGAGCAAGAGAAAUUUUACGACGCGCCAAAAUAUUUUCUUAACUAAAUCUGUUGUUACUCGAGAAAAAGAUUUUUUAUACUUUAAUAAUAGUAACAAUAAUAAAUUUAAAUACUAUUAUUUCGAACAAGUUAAAGGUUGAAUAACUCAUCGUUCAUUUGAUCAACAAAGUAGAAUCUUCAAUGGCUUAUGAGCUUAAUACGGAACAUAUUGUAUAUAUAUUUUGCCAGUAAAGUAUUACAUGUAUUAAAUGCAUGCUAUGUUUUAUAUGAAUGCACACUGUAAUUUAACGUUAAAAAAGAAAAGUUGUGUGCUACAAAAUUUCAAUGUACAGUAGAUAGUCAUGAGGUUGUUUCAAUACCUGAUUGGAUAGUGUCUGUAGAUAAGUACGUUUUUAAAUAAUUGUUAAAUGAUAGAAAAUAUUAUAAGAAACAAAUAUUUUUUUUUAUAUAAAAUUUGAUAGUACAACAAAAAUAUUGUAAAAGGAAAUCAAAGAAAUGACAGAAAAUGAUUUUUAUUACUAACAAAUUUUUCAUGUAUUCUAUCGUUUAUAAAUUAUUUAAAGCAACGCUUAUCUAGGGACACCUUAAAUGUAUUUAAUCAUUGAAUAUCAGAUCAAUAUGUAAU
Osmia bicornis bicornis is the source of this 3229-nucleotide messenger RNA. Its product is annotated as zinc finger protein 184-like. Gene Ontology annotation, biological process: regulation of transcription by RNA polymerase II. Gene Ontology annotation, molecular function: zinc ion binding; DNA-binding transcription factor activity; RNA polymerase II cis-regulatory region sequence-specific DNA binding. Bases 337 to 2538 code for a protein of 733 amino acids. Gene Ontology annotation, cellular component: nucleus. NCBI's taxonomy places the organism in Eukaryota, Metazoa, Arthropoda, Insecta, Hymenoptera, Megachilidae. The transcript has 3 exons. The record is from RefSeq and is a predicted model, not a curated record.